AUGUAUGGAGACACGGGCAUGAAGCUUGUGCAACACGCCAAGCGAACACAGAGUCUAGCCCAUCUGCCACCCUACCAGACCGAGCUCGUUCGUGCAGUCACUCGCGAAGUUCGCGAUCUGGACAAGGAUGUCUCCGAGCUCCUGGAACCGUUCCAAGGCUCCUUCGACCCUUCCGCCGAUCAAGCCGUCGCGACGACGCUCCUCGUGAACCACCUCUCCAUGCGGCGCAACAAGCGCUGUCUCUUGGCCUACCACCGCACCCGAACGGAGAAACUGGAGGAACUGGUAUGGAAUGGCGCGGACGUCGUCGACCUAUCCGGGCAGCAAGUGCGAGCCGACGGCGCGACAACGACGAGUAGCCUGAGCCCACAGGAGGAGGAGUACGUGAGACAGUAUAGCGAUCUUCUGGCAGCGUACAAGGGGCAGUGGACAGAUAUCGACCUCACGGGUAGUCUCGAGCCGCCUCGGGAUCUGUUCAUUGACGUGAGAGUGCUCAAGGAUGCGGGCGAGAUUCAGACGGAGUAUGGGGCGAUCACCUUAACGAAAAACAGCCAAUUCUACGUUAGACAGGGAGACGUGGAGCGGCUCAUAGCCCAAGGCUACCUGCAAAAGCUAAGCGGAUGA
This is a messenger RNA of Emericellopsis atlantica, 624 nucleotides long. RefSeq names its product DNA replication complex GINS protein PSF1. The record is from RefSeq and is a predicted model, not a curated record. Lineage: Eukaryota; Fungi; Ascomycota; Sordariomycetes; Hypocreales; Bionectriaceae. Gene Ontology annotation, biological process: DNA strand elongation involved in mitotic DNA replication; DNA replication. Bases 1 to 624 code for a protein of 207 amino acids. Gene Ontology annotation, cellular component: GINS complex. The transcript is spliced from 3 exons.